AUGAACGCCCUAUCAGCGAGACCAAGUCCAUGCGCUCGAUCUGCGCUGUCGCAGCGGCGCGCUGGCCGCCCCUGCCGCCCCCUGCGCGCCGCUUCCACCCCGGACAGUGCUCCCAAGGACCCGUUUGCUGAGAAGACGGAGCACAAGGACAACCUGCUCGACCGAGCUUUUAUUUACCUGUUUGCGAAGAAGAUGAGCGACCAGCUGGGGGGCAAGAUGCCGCGCAAGGGCACGCUCACCGACUACGAGGGCUUCGUCGACAUCUCCCGGCUCAUCAUGGCGGGGCGCAACAGUCCGCAGCAGCGCGACGCGGUGCGCGGCGUGCUCAUGUCGAUCAUGCCCGAGGGCGCGCCCGCACAGUUCCGCAAGCUCUUCCCGCCGACGAAGUGGUCGUGCGAGUUCAACGCGUGGAUCACCACCGUCUUCUUCAAGUGGCUGGUGGGGCCCUCGGAGCUCAAGGAGGUGGAGAUCGAGGGGCCCAAGGGGGAGCCGGAGGUGUGGAAGUCCGGCGUGCAGAUCAAGAAGUGCCGCUACCUCGAGAACUCGGGCUGCACGGGCAUGUGCGUCAACAUGUGCAAGCUGCCGACGCAGAGCUUCUUCACCGACGACUUCGGGCUCCCGCUGACGAUGAACCCGAACUUCGAGGACCUGUCCUGCGAGAUGAUCUUCGGCCAGGCGCCGCCCCCGAUCGAGGAGGACGAGGCCUACCAGCAGCCCUGUUUCGUGGGCAAGUGCAGCGUGCCCGGGUCCGACAACAAGGACAGGCCGUGCCCGAAGAUCGACACCGAGCGCAACAAGAAGUAG
Pedinophyceae sp. YPF-701 is the source of this 804-nucleotide messenger RNA. The record is from the annotation of a GenBank genome assembly. Lineage: Eukaryota; Viridiplantae; Chlorophyta; Pedinophyceae.